Lactuca saligna is the source of this 735-nucleotide messenger RNA. The record is from the annotation of a GenBank genome assembly. NCBI's taxonomy places the organism in Eukaryota, Viridiplantae, Streptophyta, Magnoliopsida, Asterales, Asteraceae.
AUGUUUGGAAUUUUGUUAAUUUUGGAAUUAGGUGCCACUUUCCGAUUGUCGAGACUUCUGCGUCCCUCCCUUCAGCAUCGUCGCCACCCUCUAAUUUGCACCGCCUCUGUCGUCGGCCUCCCCUCUACCUCCGAUAACUUCUCCAUUCAUGCUUCCGCAUCCUCCAGCUUCUGCAGGCGAUUCUGGUGUGAUAUGGAGGAAACAACAAAAGAAUCGGAGCAUACUCUUCUCCAAGACUUCACGGAUAAAGAGAUGUUUUGUUCUGAUCCUGCUUAUGACAAGUCACUUCAGCAGCUAAAAUGCUUCUUGAGAAAAUCCGGAUCAGAAUCAGCAUCUUAUGUUCUCAGAAACAGGAAACAACAAAACAGAUACACCCUGAUAUCAGAUCCAAAUUCUAACAGUUACUUUGAUUUGAUGAUUAAGACAAAUCUAGAGAUUCUGAAAAGAUGGAACAAUGAGGUACAAGAAGUUGUUCAAUCAAGGGUUGCACUUGUACAAUUUCAUGCACUUGUUCAGCUCCACCAGAUAAGACAAAAUGACCAAUUGGAUGUUAGCAAAUUAGUUACCAGUUUAACAAGGGGUACUGUUCCUUCGCCUUUAGCCCAAUGCCUUUUAAUUUGUUACACAAGUCAGGAUUUCCGUGUUGUUCUUGAUAAACAGUUGAGAUUGAUAUUGAAGCUAAGAGACAUGAUGAAGGGUUUUAGAGCUUCUUCAGAUAGCUUAAUGAUGAGUUAG